UGUGGCGGCGCCGGAGAAGCGGCCGCGGUGGCGGGACGCGGAGCCCCAUGGUGUGGGGCCGCGGCCGGACCGCAGGAAGAACGGGAGGCCCGGACCGCCUGGGAGCAUGGGGUCCCUGUUCCGGAGCGAGAGCAUGUGCCUGGCGCAGCUCUUCCUGCAGUCGGGCUCGGCCUACGAGUGCCUCAGCGCGCUGGGCGAGGCGGGCCUGGUCCAGUUCCGAGACCUUAACCAGAAUGUCAGUUCUUUUCAAAGAAAAUUUGUUGGUGAAGUAAAGCGGUGUGAAGAACUAGAACGAAUAUUGGUGUACCUGGUGCAGGAGAUCACCAGAGCCGACAUCCCUCUGCCCGAAGGAGAGGCUAGUCCUCCCGCGCCACCCCUUAAACAGGUCCUAGAAAUGCAGGAGCAGUUGCAGAAGCUUGAGGUGGAGCUGAGAGAAGUCACCAAGAACAAGGAGAAGUUGAGGAAAAACCUUCUGGAACUGAUUGAGUACACGCAUAUGCUGAGGGUGACCAGGACCUUUGUGAGGCGGAACGUUGAGUUUGAGCCCACUUAUGAAGAAUUUCCUUCCUUAGAGAAUGAUUCUUUGUUGGACUACAGCUGCAUGCACAGGCUAGGAGCCAAACUGGGAUUUAUAUCAGGCCUAAUUCACCAAGGAAAAGUCGAAGCCUUUGAAAAAAUGCUGUGGAGGGUCUGCAAAGGCUACACCAUCGUGACCUACGCCGAGCUGGAUGAGGCCCUGGAGGACCCUGAGACCGGGGAAGUCAUAAAGUGGUACGUGUUUCUGAUAUCUUUCUGGGGAGAGCAGAUUGGCCACAAGGUCAAGAAGAUCUGUGACUGCUACCACUGCCACCUCUACCCCUACCCAAACACGGCCGAGGAGCGCAAGGAGAUCCAGGAGGGGCUGAGCACUCGGAUCCAGGAUCUGUACACGGUGCUUCACAAGACAGAGGAUUAUUUAAGGCAAGUGCUGUGCAAAGCUGCUGAGUCAGUGUACAGCCGUGUCGUGCAGGUGAAGAAGAUGAAGGCUAUUUACCACAUGCUGAACAUGUGCAGCUUCGAUGUCACCAACAAGUGUCUCAUCGCUGAGGUCUGGUGCCCCGAGGCGGACCUGCCAGGCCUGCGCCGCGCGCUGGAGCAAGGCUCGAGAGAGAGUGGGGCUGCGAUCCCUUCAUUCAUGAACACUAUCCCCACCAAGGAGACGCCGCCCACGCUCAUCCGCACCAACAGGUUCACCGAGGGCUUUCAGAGCAUCGUGGACGCCUACGGCGUCGGCAGCUACAGAGAGGUGAAUCCAGCCCUCUUCACCAUCAUCACGUUCCCGUUCCUGUUUGCGGUGAUGUUUGGGGACCUGGGGCACGGCUUCGUCAUGUUCUUGUUUGCCCUCCUGCUGGUGCUGUAUGAGAACCACCCCCGCCUGAAGCAGUCCCAGGAGAUCAUGAGGAUGUUCUUCCACGGCCGCUACAUCCUGUUGCUCAUGGGCUUGUUCUCCGUGUACACUGGCCUCGUGUACAACGACUGCUUCUCCAAGUCCAUGAACAUCUUUGGCUCUGGGUGGAAUGUGUCUGCCAUGUACAGCUCCAGCCACGAGGCGAAGGAGCAGGAGAGCAUGGUGCUGUGGAAUGACACCGUGGUCCGCAGCAACAGGGUUUUGCAGUUGAAUCCAAGUGUCCCUGGAGUGUUCCGAGGUCCUUACCCUUUCGGCAUCGACCCUAUUUGGAACUUGGCCACGAACCGCCUCACUUUCCUAAAUUCUUUCAAAAUGAAAAUGUCUGUGAUUUUAGGAAUUACUCACAUGACUUUCGGUGUCAUUCUGGGAAUAUUUAACCACUUGCACUUCAGGAAAAAGUUCAACAUUUACCUGGUCACCAUCCCAGAGCUGCUGUUCAUGCUGUGCAUCUUUGGCUACCUGAUCUUCAUGAUUGUCUACAAGUGGCUGAUCUACUCGGCAGCCAAUUCCCGGGAUGCGCCCAGCAUUCUCAUCGAGUUCAUCAACAUGUUCCUGUUCCCCACUGCUGACACACGUGGCCUCUACACAGGGCAGAAGCACGUCCAGAAGCUGCUGCUGAUCGUCACGGCACUGUCAGUGCCCGUCCUCCUCCUGGGAAAGCCACUCUUUCUGUUGUGGCUGCACAAUGGGCGUGGUUGCUUUGGCAUGAACCGGAGUGGCUACACACUUGUGAGGAAGGACAGUGAGGAAGAGGUGUCUCUACUCGGGAGCCACGAUAUCGAACAGGGAAACAGCCAAGGGGAAGAUGGCUGCAGAGAGAUGACGUGUGAAGAGUUCAACUUUGGAGAGAUCCUGAUGACGCAGGUGAUCCAUUCCAUUGAGUACUGCCUUGGCUGCAUCUCCAACACCGCGUCCUACCUGAGGCUCUGGGCGCUCAGUCUGGCGCAUGCACAGCUGUCCGAUGUGCUGUGGGCCAUGCUGCUGCGCGUGGGCCUGCGCGUGGACACGACCAUGGGGGUCCUGCUGCUGCUGCCCGUCAUGGCACUCUUUGCUGUCCUCACCAUCUUUAUCCUUCUGGUCAUGGAAGGGCUCUCAGCGUUCCUCCAUGCCAUCCGCCUCCACUGGGUAGAAUUUCAAAACAAAUUCUACACUGGUGCGGGCACCAAGUUCAUUCCUUUCUCAUUCAGUCUGCUCUCAUCCAAAUUCAACGGCGACGACACCGUGGCAUGACCAUCCCGCCAGCCCGACAGACUCUCAGAUCCAAAGAGAAUUAUCAUGUUAGAGAUUCGCUCGCCAGAUUUAGGCUGGAAAAGCUCUGUCUUCAUUGAUUGCCUUACAAUACAGCAGAUGAUUCUGUAAGCUGCACCUCUCCCUCAAGUUAAUUAUCUUGUAAUGUUGGCCAAUUUGGACCUAUAAAGUUCUUUUGGUUUUUUAUUACAAACAGAAAUAAGUUAA
Dipodomys ordii (Ord's kangaroo rat) is the source of this 2902-nucleotide messenger RNA. RefSeq names its product ATPase, H+ transporting, lysosomal V0 subunit a2 (gene Atp6v0a2). The record is from RefSeq and is a predicted model, not a curated record. Gene Ontology annotation, biological process: proton transmembrane transport; vacuolar acidification. The transcript is spliced from 20 exons. Gene Ontology annotation, cellular component: vacuolar proton-transporting V-type ATPase complex; vacuolar proton-transporting V-type ATPase, V0 domain; plasma membrane. NCBI's taxonomy places the organism in Eukaryota, Metazoa, Chordata, Mammalia, Rodentia, Heteromyidae. Gene Ontology annotation, molecular function: proton-transporting ATPase activity, rotational mechanism; ATPase binding. The coding region runs from base 107 to 2677 and encodes 856 amino acids.